Molecule: messenger RNA, 510 nt
Organism: Chlorella variabilis
Lineage: Eukaryota; Viridiplantae; Chlorophyta; Trebouxiophyceae; Chlorellales; Chlorellaceae
Exons: 3
Source: RefSeq, a predicted model, not a curated record
GCAGCUCUGCUGCUGCUGCUAGUGGCCAGCUGCCGGGGCACGGAGUUCCAGGAGGGAGAUUUUGUCCCGUCGGCGCGGCGGGCGCAGUUCCACGGCCAACGCACCCACUGGCACGACAUCCUGGGCCAGCACUGCCCCAAGUUUGGCGUGAAGCGGCUGGUGGCGGUGCCGCUGCCGCAGCCGCUGGGCUACAAGGCGGCGGACGACUACAAGGUGCAGUUCAGCUUUGACGGCGAUCGCCACCUCACGCCCUGGCUGCCUGUCAUCGGCAAGCGCGCCGCCUCGCCGCCGUAUGUUGAAGUGGAGCUGACGCGGUCGGGGGACAGCAUUGUGGCAGUGAGCGCGUCUGUGUACCAGCUGGAUGAGGAGGACCAGGCGCAGCACGCCCCGCUGGUGCGCGAGUUCCUCAACGCCACCCACUGGCCCAAGCACCUGCUCGUGCACUACACCUGGCACACGCGGCACGAGGAGGACGAGGAGGCGGGCCUGCUGGUGCUCUUCUCAGGUGCA